Messenger RNA from Salvia hispanica, 1585 nucleotides. Its product is annotated as transglycosylase. The record is from RefSeq and is a predicted model, not a curated record. NCBI's taxonomy places the organism in Eukaryota, Viridiplantae, Streptophyta, Magnoliopsida, Lamiales, Lamiaceae.
UCUCCGAUUUAUUCGCGAAAAGUUUCUUAUUUAUUUGUUCAAAAAAUAGAAGUGAAUUUGAGGCCCCUUCCGUUUUCCUCCAACCAGAGCUGCAAUUCCAUCUCCGAGCAUCUUUGGAGAUGCCUAUUAAGAUGGAAGUUGUCAGUUUUGGAUACUGGAAUGAUUGCGUGGAUCCUGAUGACUUGGAGGCAAUGUGGAUGGAACCUGAUGUAAAAUCGGAGUGGAUUAAUGUUGGAGAAACUAAGGGAUCCAAGGUCCACCUCUCACGGGAUUCUGAUAAUCAGCCUUAUAUAACACAGACAGAAAUGAGGGCUGUAGCAGGAAUUGUUGUCCAAAGGCAUUUUGUCUCACAAAUAGAUAUGGACAUGCUUUGCACCAUUGCUGAGAUUGAAAGUGGAAGACAGAUACUGGCCAAAAGAUACAACAAAAAACCUGAUGAGGUCAAUAUGGGGAUAAUGCAGAUAUCACCAAAAAUAGCCGAGUGGUUCAUCAGGGAGUCGGGUUACAGGACAUAUAACAUGGCUGAGGAUUCCAAAUCCUUAUAUAAGCCUUUUCUCAAUGUUUACCUUGCCGCUGCAUAUCUUAAAUGGUUAUCAAACUUUGACAACAAAGAAAGAAGUGAAGAAUUCAUGAUUAGAGCUUAUAAAGGUGGACCGAAAAAAGCAACUCACAAAUCAACUUUGCCAUACUGGAAAAAAUAUCUCUCUAUUAAGGAAAGUCUUCCAUCCAGAAAAUUUUUUGGAGUUGGUCCUGCACCUGAUGCUCAGUCACGCCAUGGUGGUGGAGUUUCACAAAGCAAAGGUCCAAUCCAUGCAACUUGGGAUUCAAGGACUUCGCCAGAAGACAUGGCAUUGAUGUGGAAUAAUCCCGGUGUAAAAAAAGAAUGGACAAAAUCCGGUGAGAAAAAGGGGGAAGUGCGAUUCUCUCAUGACGUAGAAAAACAUCCUUAUCUUUCUCGGGUAGAACUAAGGGCAGUUGCAGAGAUCAUUUGGACUAAACACUUUAGCAAGAAAGGGGGAGAUAAAUCUGCUGUAUUAUGCGCUCUUUGUGAGAUGAUUAGUAUGCGGUUCAUAAAUGGAGUCGGGCAACACACAGGGCUAAUGGGAGUCGACUAUCCCACAGCACGUUGGCUAUACGACGGCUUGGGCUACAAGGCUUACUCCGUUGAGGCUGUCGAAGAUCUCACCAAGCCUUUUGUAUCCAUGUACUUUGGUGCAGCAUACAUGACUUGGUUAUCGGAAUAUGAAGGAAGGGAAAGAAGUCUCGCAUUUGUGGCUCAGGCCUAUCUGUGUGGACCUCAUAACGUGAGCUUGCAAGAGACUGGCCCUUUACGCGAUAAGUUCGAAGAAAUACUUAGCCGCUACGAAAAAUAUAGCAGAGACUCUAGCAGCGGUUGCAUUAUCAUGUGAACAUCCAUACAUGCACAUAUGUAUCUAUAUACAUCACAUAAUUUUUCUCUCCUGUAAAAAAGCAAAUAUGUAUUUUGUAUAUAUCUGUCCAAAUGUCAUUGCGAGAAUAUAUGUAACCAUUUUUGUGUAAAUGCUAUGGUUGUGUCGAGUUGCAUCGCCCCGUUUUUGUAUUGCUA